This is a messenger RNA of Arachis duranensis, 958 nucleotides long. Its product is annotated as heavy metal-associated isoprenylated plant protein 47-like. Lineage: Eukaryota; Viridiplantae; Streptophyta; Magnoliopsida; Fabales; Fabaceae. The record is from RefSeq and is a predicted model, not a curated record. The coding region runs from base 123 to 503 and encodes 126 amino acids. The transcript is spliced from 3 exons.
CCACAUUCUCAAUAUCACAAUUCAAUUAAGCACUUAAAAUUUUUUUAAAGGAAAAAAUUCCAGCUAGCUAUAGCUAGGUUCUUCUCAUCACUUGUCGAAUUCGGUCUUCAUUCAUUGCAAGUAUGACGCAAAAGAUUGUUAUAAAGGUUUCAUGCAAUAACAAAUGCAGAAGGGCUACUUCUACUUGUGGUAAAUGCAAAAGCAAGAUCCUCAAAGUUGCGGCGGUUGAACCGGGUGUGAGUUCAUUAGGGUUAGAAGGGGCAGAUAAAGAUGAAUUGGUGGUCAUUGGAAAUGGGGUGGAUCCAGUUUGUUUGGCCAAGGCUUUGAGAAAGAAAUUCAACGUUGCACAAAUCAUAAAGGUUGAAGAAAUUAAGGAAGACAAAAAAGAUGAAAAAAAAGAUUCGUUGCCGCCGUGGUCUUAUGCUCCCGGCUACUACUGUCCACCGUAUCCCCAGAGCGUAGUUUAUGAAAACCCAUAUGGCAGUCAAUGCAUCAUCAUGUGAGAAUUAAACUAUAGAUUUGAAUUCUCUAAAGUUUGAAUUUCAUUUUAGAGAGUAAAGUAUGAUCUUCUAUUCUUGAAUAGUUUCUCUUUCAUAUUUAUUAUUAGUCCCACUUAUAAAAUUAAUGGUGAGAGAUCACACUUUACUCUCUAAAGUGAAAUUCAAACUUUAGAGGAUCCAAAUCCUUAAACUAUAUAUAUGCUAUAUGUAUAUGUUUUGGUGAAAAUUCAUGUACAGUUGACUUUACGUAAAGUUGAUAACUAAGAAUUUUUAAAUGAUUUGACUGAUUUAACUAAAUUUUCAUCUAACGAUUCUCAGUUAUCAACUUCACGUGAAGUCGACUGCAUCUGAAUUUUCACCAUAUGUUUUUUGUUUUUCAAAAACAAAAAGCUUUUACUAUCUUGAAUUUCUUAAUCUUCAAUAUUAUUGUCUUCUUCUAAUUAUGACUUAUGAAUUUA